Messenger RNA from Soboliphyme baturini, 990 nucleotides. The record is from the annotation of a GenBank genome assembly. NCBI's taxonomy places the organism in Eukaryota, Metazoa, Nematoda, Enoplea, Dioctophymatida, Soboliphymatidae.
AUGCUUCAACUUGUGCCCUACGGCAAAAGUGUUGUAACACCACCAAUAAUAUGUGCAUCACAAACAAAAUGCGUUCCCCUUGUCUCGACCAACAGUGAAAGCGAUCGAAUGUUGUGGAUGGGUGACUUAAGGUCGUACAUGAGCGAGGAAUUUAUUCGUGACGCUUUCGUUAAAAUGGGUGUACAGCUUGUGAACGUUCGUGUGAUCACGGACAAGAAUACGCAUCACGAAAAGGCUCGGCAAUGCAUGUUGCGACUGUGUGGGCGAGUGAUUCCGCACUCCGAUCCACCGGUGAGGUUCAAUCUUAGCUUCGCCAACAAUCCGGCUGCCGGCGUUAAGGAAUUCAAUCUCUUCGUGAACAAUUUGCCUUCGGCCAUGGAUGACGCCGAGUUGUACCAGCUGUUCGGUAGAAAGUAUUUAUCGUGCAGAGGCGCCAAAGUCUAUCGUAGCUAUGACGGUAGCAGUCGCCGGAUGGGCUUUAUUCGCUUCUCGGACGAAACCGAUCAGCAGCGAGCCCUUGUGGAGAUGAACCGUGUGCGAAUACACGGACGGCCGAUUUCGUUGAAGCUGGCUCCCCCGCGCACCUCGACACCUCGCAGUGCCACAAAGGCUGCAGUGGUGUCGGCCUCCUGUUCGUCCUACUAUCCCAACUACUGCCAGUACGGAGCAGCGCAGCCAGUUGUUCCCAACUACCCGUACAACUGUCCGGUCAUUGCGGUGGCUCCCAAUUUGCCCGUCUACGUUCCUACGCCGAAAUUCCUCACCACCCCUGGCACGACGUCGGUCGACGAUUAUCAGCUAGAAGACUACGAUGAUCAUUUGUCGUUGGCCGAAGCGAACGAGCAGUUCAUGGAAAGCAGUUAUGAAUUUUACGAGUCUAUCGGAAGUCCUGGAGUCUUUCCGGAGUUGCAUACUGCACUUGUGAAUUGUGACGAUUUGAUUUGGUAUUUUUCUAAUGACAAUGAACGACGUGCAAAAACAUCAACAUAA